GUGAGCAUUUUGCUAUGACUGCUGUCCCCUCGUGGAGCCAGGACUGCCCUGCUACCACAGCCACGCCAGACUCCCACCCUGCCCUGCCCGCCCUUGGCCAAGUCACCAUGGGCAGCGUCAGCAGCCUCCUCUCUGGCCACAGCUUCCACGGCAAGCACUGCCGGGCUUCCCAGUACAAGCUGCGCAAAUCCUCCCACCUCAAGAAACUCAACCGGUACUCUGAUGGGCUGCUGAGAUUCGGCUUCUCACAGGAUUCAGGUCAUGGCAAGUCCAGCUCCAAAAUGGGCAAGAGUGAAGACUUCUUCUACAUCAAGGUCAGCCAGAAGGCCCGGGGCUCCCACCGCCCAGAUUACACAGCACUGUCCAGUGGUGACCUAAGGGGCCAGGCUGGAGUGGACUUUGACCCGUCCACCCCACCCAAGCUCAUGCCCUUCUCCAAUCAGCUAGAAAUGGGCUCAGAGAAGGGUGCAGGGAGGCCGACAGCCUUCAAGCCUGUGCUGCCGCGGUCGGGAACCAUCCUGCACUCCUCCCCUGAGAGUGCAGGGCACCAGCUGCACCCCGCCCCUCCCGACAAGCCCCGGGAGCAGGAGCUGAAGCCCAGCCUGUGCUCUGGGGCGCUGUCGGACUCCGGCCGCAACUCCAUGUCCAGCCUGCCCACGCACAGCACCAGCAGCAGCUACCAGCUGGACCCAGUGGUCACCCCCAUGGGACCCUCCAGCCGCUUUGGGGGCUCAGCCCACAACAUCAUGCAGGGCAUCGUCCCCCAGGACAGCAACAUGAUGAGCCUGAAGGCUCUGUCUUUCUCCGACGGGGGCAGCAAGCUGGCCCACCCGGGCAAGACGGAUAAGGGCGCCUCGUGUGUCCGCUCCCCCAUCUCCACGGAUGAGUGCACCAUCCAGGAGCUGGAGCAGAAGCUUCUGGAGAGGGAGGACGCAUUGCAGAAGGUGCAGCGCAGCUUCGAGGAGAAGGAGCUCACCUCUAGCCAGGCCUGCGAGGAGCGCCAGCGUUGCGGCAGGGAUGAGCCAGAGGGCCCAGAGUCCAGGUGCCCCAGCAAGCUGAAGCAGGCCUCGCAGAAGAGCCAGCGCGCUCAGCAGCUGCUGCAUCUGCAGGUCCUGCAGCUCCAGCAGGAGAAGCGGCAGCUCCGGCAGGAGCUCGAGAGCCUCAUGAAGGAACAGGACCUGCUGGAGACCAAGCUCAGGUCCUAUGAGCGGGAGAAGACCAGCUUUGCUCCUGCGCUGGAGGAGACCCAGUGGGAGGUGUGUCAGAAGUCAGGCGAGAUCUCUCUCCUAAAGCAGCAGCUCAAGGAGUCCCAGACGGAGGUGAACGCCAAAGCCAGUGAGAUCCUCAGUCUGAAGGCACAGUUGAAGGACACACGGGGCAAGCUGGAGGGCAUGGAGCUCAAGACGCAGGAGCUGGAGAGCGCCCUGCGCACCAAGGGUCUGGAGCUGGAGGUCUGCGAGAAUGAGCUGCAGCGGAAGAAGAACGAGUCGGAGCUGCUGCGAGAGAAGGUGAACCUGCUGGAGCAGGAGCUGCGGGAGCUGCGGGCCCAGGCCGCCCUGCAGCGGGAAGGCGCGUCCCUGGGGCCGGUGUCCCUGGGGCCAGGGCUCGCCUUCUCUGAGGACAUCCCUGCCCUGCAGCGGGAGUUGGAGCGGCUGCGGGCUGAGCUGAGGGAGGAACGCCAGGGCCACGACCAGAUGUCCUCGGGCUUCCAGCAUGAGCGGCUGGUGUGGAGGGAGGAGAAAGAGAAGGUGAUCCAGUAUCAGAAGCAGCUGCAGCAGAGCUACCUGGCCAUGUACCAGCGGAACCAGCGCCUGGAGAAGGCCCUGCAGCAGCUGGCCCGUGGGGAUGGUGCGGGGGAGCCUUUCGAGAUUGACCUGGGCGGGGGUGACAUCCCCUACGAGGACAUCAUAGCCACUGAGAUCUGAGGGCCUGGCCAGGGGGGAAGGGCUGGGGACCUGGCGCUGGCAGGCAGGGGUGCCCAGGGGCGGCUUUCCUCCCCGGCUCCCUUGCUCAGCACUUUAGCCCCCCUGAGAGAACAACCCCUGGGGCACGGACCCAGGAGCCUGGAGUGGAGGGCACGGCUUGCAAGACGGCCUUCCUCCCUUUCCCAUGUCCCAGUGCUCAGCAACCCUGCAGCCCACAGGACCUCAGGCUGCCGCCUCUGGCUUUCCCAAGAGUUGGAUCUGUGAUCUCCAUGCGUUGGUGAAGGGCUCCCUAAACCUUGGCGUUUGUUCAAAACGUUUAGGGACCCCAGGGAAGGAGGUGACUGUGUGAAGUUCAAAUGGCCACACGAGGACAGAAGCCCUCUUACCUUUGACAUCCCUAAACCUUCUUACCCCUGGACACAUUGGGUUGCCUUUGGAAUAGAAAGAAGCCAUUUGUGACCAGCAGCCUUGGAACGUGGCCCUGUUGUAAACUUGGUUCUUUCCUCCUCCAGCCACCAGCAAGCUGCAGGGCUUGGAGUGGGGCAUGAGACCCUGGCCUAGCAACAUUAGGGCUGGGAAGCCAUGCGGUGUCAAGAUCCCACAAGACCCAGGGGAGGGCAGAGGGAGAAGCUAUGUAGUAGAAGCAUUGGCAGGCAAUGGCCAGGUUUGGGGGCCAGUGUCUGCCUGCUGUUUUCUGCUAACUGAAGCUGAGCAACCUCUGGACAACUGGUGGCCUUCUACCUCAGUGGCCACUCUUCUUAAAGCCACAGACUCCAAGCCCCAGGGGUCGGUGCUGGGAAGGAAAGAUUGCAGGUGUCCUCCAUGUCGCAGAGGGUGUGGCUUUACAGCUCUCCCAGGGGGAGCCUCCUGAUCUUUUCAGCAAGGACUAGAGGCAUGGAUUUGCUGGCCUGGGUCAAAGUCAGCCAGCAGUUACUCUAGAAUGUUUUUUCUUCCCAAGAACAAAGCUUUUGCCUAGAUCCAGAGUAACCUAUAUCCGCUACAAUGGUGCACAUGUGAUCUGUGCACACUUGAGCAUCUUCAGUGCUAAAUUCUGUCAGGAGGAGCCCCCAGAACCCCAGGCAGGGAGAAUAAAGAGGCACACACAGCCUGUGAACAGC
This is a messenger RNA of Galeopterus variegatus (Sunda flying lemur), 3043 nucleotides long. RefSeq names its product leucine zipper, putative tumor suppressor 1 (gene LZTS1). Gene Ontology annotation, biological process: regulation of dendrite morphogenesis; regulation of synaptic plasticity. The record is from RefSeq and is a predicted model, not a curated record. Gene Ontology annotation, cellular component: dendritic spine. Lineage: Eukaryota; Metazoa; Chordata; Mammalia; Dermoptera; Cynocephalidae.